Cryptomeria japonica (Japanese cedar) is the source of this 845-nucleotide messenger RNA. Its product is annotated as ribulose bisphosphate carboxylase small subunit, chloroplastic. The record is from RefSeq and is a predicted model, not a curated record. NCBI's taxonomy places the organism in Eukaryota, Viridiplantae, Streptophyta, Pinopsida, Cupressales, Cupressaceae. The coding region runs from base 67 to 588 and encodes 173 amino acids. The transcript has 3 exons.
CUCCUCCUUUUCACAUCGCCCACUGCGUAACACCAUUUUCAUUCUCAUUCUGCAACAAUAACUACAAUGGCAUUGUCUCUCACGGGACCUACUGCAGGCAUGGCAGCAGCCACAGCCCCCUCCAAGACCAUUGCUGCACUCAACUUGGCCACCCCAUUCUCUGGAACUUCCUUUCGCUCAUCUGGUAAGGCCUCCAAGAGCAGAGCAGCUGGCCUCCGAGUGAAUUGCAUGCAAGUGUGGAAUCCAUAUGAUAACAAGAAAUGGGAGACAUUGUCAUACUUACCAUCCCUAACUCCAGAACAAAUUAUGAAGCAAGUUGACUAUCUAUUGAAAAACAAUUGGGUUCCCUGCAUUGAAUUUGAUGAGGAUGCUAUAAUCAAUAGGAAAUAUGGUACAACCCCAGGGUACUAUGAUGGAAGGUAUUGGAUCAUGUGGAAACUACCCAUGUUUGGUUGCAAUGAUGCAGGGCAAGUGAUGAGAGAAAUCAAUGAGUGCACAAAGGCAUACCCCAAGGCCUUUGUUCGCAUCAUUGGAUUCGACUCUAUUCGCCAAGUCCAAUGUAUCUCAUUCAUUGCACAAAAGCCAUGAUACUAAUCAGCUUGAAAGAACAUGUGGCUUUCUUCUUGAUGUAGUUGUUGGUGUUAAUAAUUUUGCUUACGUGGGAUUUCCUCAUUUGCUAAAUUGGAUCCCAUGUGAAUGAGUUGAGAGAGAAAAUUAAGGAGCUUGAUCUGACAUCAGUUAUUUAUUUAUUUUAUGUUGUGUUUGGACAAGAGCUCCAAUCUUUGUUAUCUCUCUUAUCAUUUAAUUUCUUAAAAUAAAAUUUGUGUAUCUUGUUAUUACUGUGA